Molecule: messenger RNA, 2448 nt
Organism: Procambarus clarkii (red swamp crayfish)
Lineage: Eukaryota; Metazoa; Arthropoda; Malacostraca; Decapoda; Cambaridae
Biological process (GO): proteolysis
Molecular function (GO): cysteine-type endopeptidase activity
Source: RefSeq, a predicted model, not a curated record
UACACUACUGGUCCAGUUGGAACAUAAACACCCAACCAAGGCCAUCCAUCCUACGGUUUACCUAACUUAUAAGUUCAAUCAUUCGUGUGCGAAUGAUUGUGUAUGUCUUUCUUCACUUUGUUUUAAGUGAAGGAAGUUGGAUAUACAAGUUAAUGGGUUCUAGUGGUGUCUGCGCUUCUUACGACGAGGAAAAUCAAAAUGAGAUAUCGACAAUAACUUAGCCAACCUGAGGAUGGAUUUUGCGAGAAUGGAGGUAGAAGCAGCUGUGGCAGCUGGUGUGAUACAGAAUUUCGACCCCAAUAGCUUGCAGUAUCAGUGUGUGGUAUGUUCACGGGCAGGCUGUGGUGAUGUCCUUCCCCACAUCUUGAGCAAGGAACACAAGAACAGCCUCAUCUGGGAGGCCAUCCGACAGUCUCCACCCUCAAAGGCUCUCCUGAACCAAAUGCCAGAUGUAGUUCGCGCUGCAAAGCUCAAUGAGGAGGUUGGGGCCGUGGACAAGAACCAUUUUUCAUACAGGUGCAAUAUUUGCUAUGGAAAGAAACCUUUUAAUGGGGUGGCACCUCUUGAAGCUCAUCUUAGAGGCAAGGAACAUGAAAAGUCCAAGAGAAACAUGCAGUACACAACACACUGUGCUCGAACUGUUGGAGAGCCAGUCCAAGUUACAGCUCCCAUGCAGAAGGGUUCCUUCCAUUUAAGUAGCUUCGCAAAUCAAACCUCAGAAUAUGGCAUCCCCAAUGCCAGAGCAUCUCCUCCAGAAGCAGACCAGCAUGUACAUGCACCCACACCCACAGCAGGAGCUUGGCUCGGGAUCCCACAUCCACCAUUGCUUUCACCAACAGACUUACAAAGAGAGCGAGGAGGCCUCACUAUGCCGAAGACAUUCGACUCCAUGGGUAAGGAGUCACUCUCCCCUGAAGCUGUUGAGGCCAUCCACUCUGGCAUAGUGUCAACUAGUAAUGGGCUCUCUUACUAUUGCAAUGCAUGUCAGGUGCCUUUGACAGGUGCCAGGCCCUUGGUGCAGCAUGUUGAGGGGGAGAGGCACAAGAAGACUGCCAGGAUGACAUUGUAUCGUCAGGAGUUCCCUAACAUAGCAGGCCUGACGCUGUCUCCGGACCCGAAGACUAGGCUCAACAACCCCCCAAUAGUGCCGCCUGCUGACAAGAAGCUUGCUCCAGAUUCGAAGAAUUUGAGUAACAACCUCCAAUUGAAGUUGCCAACAAAUAAUGAGAUUGACGGGAAGAUGACUUUUCCAUGGACUGUGAUAGUGUGUCGUGAUCCCAUACAGCCCAGCGAGAAAAUCUACAGGAACCUCAGCUUUCCCCGUGGCUUAGUUAGCAUCUUCAAUUACCAGUUCUCUGGCGAGCAUAUGCGGUUUGGAGCGAAAAGAGACACCAUCAACCUUAAGACACUAUUUACUAUGAUGGGUUAUCGUGUUGAAGUGUAUGAUGACCUUACCGGAGAAGGAACAUUGAAUAAGCUCAGGAAUAUUCAAUCAGAUGAGUGUCUUAAGGAUUAUGAUUCCUUCAUCUUGAUUGUUCUCAGCCACGGCAAAGAGGACACGGUGUUCUACACAAAUGGCUACGGACCAAACCAGAUGCAGGAGAUGAGCUUGAACGAAUUGCGUAACUACUUCACAGACAAGGCGUGUCCUUCUCUUAAAAGUAAACCAAAGAUAUUUCUAGCCAAUUUUUGUCGAGGAAAGCUUCGGGAGGAAUCACGCAACCCCUUGACAUCAGACUUUGUUGAAACAUCAACUGAGGCAGCUCCUCAGGAUAUGACAACAAUAUACGCCAGUAUUAACAACUUCGGGGCAUUGAGGGAUCCUGAAAAGGGCACUGUGUUUGUGCAGUCUCUGUGUGAAGUGCUGGCAAAACACUCCCAUAAUACCCAGCUUGCCGAUCUUUACCUCGAGUUAUGCAAAACAAUGAAGGACAAGGAUGGAACAACUCCAGAGAACCAGCUCUAUAAUUUCAAACAUUUUUAUUUCAAUCCUGUUAAUUGAAUUUUAAAAUCAUAACCAGAAUUUAAAGCUAAAUGGAAUAAGCAAAGUAGGAGAAUUUUAUAUGGAGUAAAAGAAUGUUAAUCAAAACUGGAAUGCAGUGCUAGAUAUGUUAAGCAUAUGUUAAAAUAAAUAAGGGGGUGUGACAGUUUGAUGGUGCAGGGCUGUAGACGACCUUGGAACUAGGUGUUCCCAAGGAAACACAUCUAUGCAAGACAAGAUAAUUAGUAUCACAGAGUUGUGCAUAAUGGUACAGAACUUUAACUCCCCGGCUUGAUGCCUUCCUUUGAUAAUUACUUACAGAACUUUAACUUAAACCAUUCGUAUAUGCUGCAUUAACGCAGAUCCAUAGUUCCUGUUUAUAUAUAACGUGAUAACAGUAUUAUAUGUGCAAAUAAUUUACAUAUAAAGGGUUUUUGUUAUAUCUAAAUAUUAAAGUAAGUUACAUA